AUGACCCAGGAUCUACUUCUCAACACUACCUGGGAGAGCCUGAACUCGUCCAAUUCCUUAAGACUGCAAGAAAAUCCUUUGACCCACCAGAACAUCACUUAUGUCGACUUCUACCUCCACAAGCCCUCUGUGGCAGCAGUCUUCACGAUCUCCUACCUGCUCAUCUUUGUGGUGUGCAUGGUGGGCAAUGGUGUGGUGUGUUUCAUUGUGCUGCGCAGUAAGAACAUGCGCACCGUCACCAAUCUGUUUAUCCUCAACCUCGCCAUCAGUGACCUGCUGGUUGGCAUCUUUUGCAUGCCAACCACUCUGGUGGACAACAUCAUAACAGGAUGGCCAUUUGGUAGUGUGGUGUGCAAACUAAGUGGGAUGGUUCAAGGAAUAUCUGUGUCAGCAUCUGUGUUCACUCUAGUGGCUAUAGCUGUUGACAGGUUCCGCUGCAUUGUCUACCCUUUCAAGCAGAAGCUGACCAUCGCCACCUCAAAGCUAAUUAUCGUCAUCAUAUGGGUCCUGGCUGUGUCCAUCAUGUGUCCCUCGGGGGUCAUGCUCCAGGUCACAAAAGAGCAGAGGGUGCGGAUCGUCCUUGGCCACAACAACGACUCCAGCCCCUUCUACUGGUGUCGGGAAAACUGGCCCAAUCAGGAGAUGCGGAAAAUCUACACCACCGUCCUCUUUGCAAACAUCUACCUCGCCCCUCUCAGCCUUAUAGUCAUCAUGUACGCCCGCAUUGGCUUCACUCUCUUCAAGACCACUAUUCCUCCCAUGAGGGGCAGUGGAAUUGUGCCUGGAGAAGGGAGUGGUAACAACAAACUGAGCAUGGAAGGUCGUCACACAAUUUCAAGGAAGAAGAAGAGGGUGAUAAUGAUGCUUCUGGUUGUGGCUCUGCUCUUCAUCCUGUCCUGGUUGCCUCUCUGGACGCUGAUGAUGCUGAGUGACUAUGCCAGCCUGACAGAGCACCAGUAUCGUGUCAUUAAUAUCUACGUGUAUCCCUUAGCUCACUGGUUGGCCUUCUUCAACAGCAGCGUCAACCCCAUCAUCUAUGGGUUCUUCAAUGAGAACUUUCGCAGAGGCUUUCAGGCAGCUUUCAAAUUCCAGCUGUGCUCUGCUGACAUUGAACGCCAGAAGACCUACUCCCAUCGGAUCAGAGGGAACGCUGUGCUGCCGGUCCAGCCCGCCACACUCAGCAGAUCAGGCUCAGGAGUCAGAUCAGUGUUAGUGGGGAAUGGGAAGUGCUCAUGUCAGGAAAGGGAGUGUUUGGCUGGUAGAAAUGACACCAAAGAACAGGACCUGAUCAUGGAAGAUCUGGAAAAGGUGUCCCAGGUUUAG
Messenger RNA from Toxotes jaculatrix (banded archerfish), 1323 nucleotides. Its product is annotated as neuropeptide FF receptor 2-like. Gene Ontology annotation, cellular component: membrane. The transcript has 3 exons. Gene Ontology annotation, molecular function: neuropeptide receptor activity; opioid receptor binding; peptide binding. Gene Ontology annotation, biological process: G protein-coupled receptor signaling pathway; regulation of cAMP-dependent protein kinase activity; regulation of adenylate cyclase activity. The coding region runs from base 1 to 1323 and encodes 440 amino acids. Lineage: Eukaryota; Metazoa; Chordata; Actinopteri; Toxotidae. The record is from RefSeq and is a predicted model, not a curated record.